Anthostomella pinea is the source of this 1365-nucleotide messenger RNA. The record is from the annotation of a GenBank genome assembly. NCBI's taxonomy places the organism in Eukaryota, Fungi, Ascomycota, Sordariomycetes, Xylariales, Xylariaceae.
AUGACAAUACCCAACCCCGCUGGCCACUCACAACCGCGGUUGCAGCGCGACAACGAUCGAGUAACGUCAGUGGUGUUCUCAUCCGUAAACUUCAUCAUCUCUGUCGAAUCAAAUUUAUACAUCGCGAUUAACGACCUCACUUGCUCCGUCAGUUCUCACGACUCGUCACUCCUUUUCACCAUGACCGCCUCCGAGCAACUUCUAGCCGCCCUCCAGGGAAUCGAUUCCGGUUCCUACUCCAACGAGGCAGAAAGGGUGCAGGCCAGAGAUGCUCUCUUCAAUGCUUUGCGGAAGGUGCAAUCACCAUGGGAUAUCGCGUGGGAUCACAACUGGGUCAACACCGCUGUCAACGCAGCUAUCAAGACCCUCAUAGAUGCCGGCGUCUUCACCAAAUGGGCAGAGGCUGGUGGAGAGCCCAUCACCUGCACCGAGCUGGCGAAGCUGACCGGAGGAGACACUAUACUCAUCAGACGCAUGAUGAGAUGUAUCGGUGGGCAGAACCUCGUCAUUGAGACGGCAGAAGACACCUACGCCCGCACGCCCUGGGCCAAGACCCUGGCCGAAGACAAGUCAUUUCCAAGCAUGUACGGCGGGUUCUACCACGAGCUCAACAGCCCCAUGUUCCGGACCCUGCCCUUCUUCCUCAAGGAGACGGGCUACAAGAACCCGACCGACGUCAACGACUGCAACUUCCAGUACUGGCGCGGCAAGGACGCCAACAUGUUCCAGUACUGCGGCACCAACCCGCUGCUCACCGACGACUUCAACAACACGAUGGAGUGCCACUCCAAGUACAACCUCACGCCGUGGCCCGUCGUCUACCCGACGGACGCCCUCGUCGCGGGCGCGAAGCCCGGCCGCGCACUCGUCGUCGACGUCGGCGGCGGCAAGGGCCACGACCUGAAGAAGUUCCUGGCGCGCCACCCGGACGCGCCCAUGGGCAGCCUCGUGCUGCAGGACCUGCCGGACAUCCUGAAGAACGUCGAGAGCGGCGACAACGCGGCCAUCACGAUCCAGCCGCACGACUUCUUCACGCCUGAGCCCGUCAAGGGCGCGCGAGCGUACUUCAUGCACAACGUGCUGCACGACUGGCCGGACGCCACGGCCAAGCGCAUCAUCGAGAACAUCGCCGGCGCCAUGGAGAAGGGCUACUCCAAGCUCCUGGUCCACGAGAGUCUGGUCACCGACGUGAAGCCCCUGUCGCGCGUCACCGUGUCGGAUAUCACCAUGAUGGCGUGUCUGGCAGCGGCGGAGCGGUCCGAGAGCCAGUGGCGCGACCUCAUGGCCAGCGCUGGGUUGCGCGUUGUCAAGGUGUGGAGACCGGUGCAGUCUGUUGAGAGUAUCAUUGAGGCGGAACUUGCGUAA